Messenger RNA from Taeniopygia guttata (zebra finch), 5017 nucleotides. The record is from RefSeq and is a predicted model, not a curated record. NCBI's taxonomy places the organism in Eukaryota, Metazoa, Chordata, Aves, Passeriformes, Estrildidae.
CCGGCGCGUCCCGUUGCCGGGCGCGGCGGUGCCGCCAUGGCCGGAGCGGGGCCGGCGCUGCCGGUGGGUUCGGACAGCGCCGGGAGCCGCACCUUCCUCCCGGACCGGCCUCUCCUGCCCCGCCAGAGCAGCCGGGACACCGUGGGGUGUCCCUCAGCAACCUGGGGUGUCCCUCGGCACCGCGGGUUGUCCCUCGGCUGCCUGGAGUUUGUGUCUCUCCUUAAGGGUUUUGAGGUUCCCCGCCCCGUGAAAGCAUCUGUGCCACGUGUGAGGAUACAUCAUUCCUUAAGUGGAGAAUCUCAGUCCUGAAGUUUAUUGUCGCUGCUUUAUGAGGUUUGUUUUAAAAUUGAGUUUUACCAGCCUUUCUGCAAUCAGUGAAUUUAAAUUUAGGAAGACCUUCAGAAGCUUACAAUGGAAAAAACUAACUUGAAAGGAAAUGCAGAAGCGAGUGAUAUUUCUGACCUCAGAAAAGCAACUGAAAGGGCUGAACUUGGGCUGAGAAAACAUGCUGAAAAUUAUUUCAAUGUUACAAAUGGCCAAGAGUUAACUCUUUAUUCAGCUGGUAAUAAAGAAGUGAAUUCCAAAGAGCCUCCUAAGUGGGAUCUUCCUUUUGGUGCCUGUCAGGAGCAGCUGGUUCUGCCACCAGUUGAGCCCCUGACUCUGCAGAGGUGCAGCAGACCAGCCCCACGUGUGUGCCAGGGCUCCCAGCAGCAGGUGGAAAUGGAUUUUAAAAUCAUGCUUGACCCAGAGAACGUGGAUAAUAAAGCUGGUUUAGAACAUCCCAACGAUGAGACCAGGCUGCCACUUAUAGCUAAGAAAAAAUCUGCUCCUGUGUGCAGUCAGAAGACAGGGAAGGGUCCCACAGCCACCAACCCUUGGGCUUUGCCUGCCUUUCACUCCCUGGGCUCUCCCUUACCCCUGGCAGAAGAGGACACCCCAAAAGGUGGCCAAAGGUUCAUCCUUCCUGCAGCACAGAGAGCUCUGCCAGCCCCUCCUGCUGUGCCCAGAGCAGCACCUUUCCCUGAAUUCCCCAGGCAGCACAAGAAAUCAGCUGUAGGAGAGAUCAGUAGCAGGAUGGACCCUGAGAACACAGACACCACCACCUUCCCAAAGCCAAAGGAAGCCAUUUAUGGCACAUAUUCCUCUAGUAAAGGGAGCAUUGCACCACUCCCAGCCAGUAAUUCUGUGGUUUCAACAAGGAAAUCAAAGGCAGAGUGGAGGUAUCCAGCUCAGCAGUUGGAGUCUGAGGUGCACAUUCCCCCUCAGACACAGCCCCCACAAACAGCUCAGCCCUGCCAGGAUCCCUGCUUGGACUGCGACAAUGCUGUUCCCCAGAAAGCUCCAGGUGUUCUGGCACUCCAACACCCCCAUCAUUCCCCUUGGGGCACCAUUGAGGGCUUUUUGGAACCCACGGAAAACCUCCUCAAAGACCACUCUGCCCCCUUGGCCACCACCAACAGCCAAAAGCUGGCACCAACGGCCAAAGAGCACCCCACCAAAAGCGGCAUUUUGUCAGUGAUGAAGAAUCACUCGGCUGUGGCAAAGAUCCCGAACGGAGCGGGCUGGGAGGGCAGCGCAGGAGCUGCUGCAGGGAUCCAGAGCACGGUGCCAGGCUGGGGGUGGCAGCAGCAGCGGGCAGCAGGUGUGAUCAGCGCUGCCUGGCGCUCCUGGAGUCACCUGGCACGGCUGAGGAGCGCCCUGGGGGCAGCACGCCGCAGCCACCUGGAGAAUUUCCACAGCAGGGCCGAGCAUCUGGCAGCCAACUGGAAUCGCAUCAGGACCUCCAGGAGGACUAUUAUCCAUAUCCCAUCAUUAGGAUAUUCCCAGCGUAUUCGUGAGCACAUCCCUGACCUUGCUCUCCAGCAGAACCUGCAGAUGGGGAGGCUCUGUGACAUCCUGGAUGCCAACGUGGACGUCAUCUACAUCUGCCCCCUUGCUCUGAGUGAGGAGUUACUGCAGUAUUACAAUAAACUCCUGGGUCUGCAGGCAGCUGUUAGAUCUGGGAACCCUGAGGACAUGACUGACCUGCAGGACAGGUUCAAAAUUCUCACCCCUGAAGCUAUAAACAGCUUCCCUGAGCAUCACUUGUGCCUGGCCACUGUGCUCAAGUACAGCCCCAGGACCCUGCAGAGGCUCCAGGCUCUGCUCCAGGGCAGGGAUGCCUACGUGGUUGGGGGUGUUCCUCACCUGGAUGAUUUGGCAGUGGCUGACCAGCUCCAGGUGCCACUUUUGGGCCCAGAGCCAGCAGUGGCUCAGCUCUACAGCACCAAGUCUGGCAGCAAGAGAAUCUUUGCCAGUGCUGGGGUGCCAACCCCUCCUGGAGAGCAGGACAUCCACAGCAGGGAGCAGCUGCUCCGUGCUCUCAGCCAGCUCAUCCUGGACAAUCUGGAGGUGCAGCGCUGGCUCUUCAAGGUGGAUGAUGAGCGUGGAGGAGAUGGCACUGCCUUCUGUGAUGUCCUUUCCCACCUGGAAUGCCACCCCUGGAUCCAGAGGGCACGACAGGGACACGGCCCCGAGGGCUGGAGCGAGAGCCAGGCUCGUGAGCUAGCUUUGGUGAAGAUCUCCCAGGAGCUGCCGGGCCUUUUAGCACAGCACGUACAGCCAGUCAAUGAGAAACGAUUCCCUACAUGGGAAAAAUUCCUCCAAACAUUUCUUACUCAAGGGGGGGUGAUCGAAGCCUUCCCGGCCUCGGGCAGCGUCACCAACGUGACGGUGGAUCUGCUGAUAGAGCCAACAGGGGAGGUGACACUGCUGUCAUCUGGAGAUCAGCUCCACGCUGAGGGGCCCCUCAGAUCUUCUGGCACCACCAUCCCACAGCGUUCCGUGGAUCCUGAGGUUCUCAAAGCUCUCUCCUUGAAAAUUGGGGAGGCCUGUAAAUCCAAAGGAGUGCUCGGCUACUUCUCCGUGGACUUUGUGGCUUUCACCCAUCCCCAAACGGGGGAGCAGCAGGUGUGGGCAACAGACCUUGACCUUUGCUACAGUGACCAGCUGGCCCUGAGUCAGCUCCUGGUGUACCUGACAGAUGGAAAUCUGGAUUGUGGCUCCAGCAUCCUGCAAGCACCUCUGGGAGCAAAGGAAAGCAAAAGCCAACGGGUUCAGCAGCACCAGAGGACAAAACCUCCUGCCCCCAGCAGCCCCUGGUGUGCCGUGGCCAGCAGCCACCUGAGACAUUCCAGCCUCUCAGGGAUCUCCUACAACCUCCUCCUCCACAUCUGCAAAGCUCGUGGGAUUGGAUUUGACCUCCAGGAAAAACAGGGAACAGUUUUUGUGCUGUAUGAAGACCAGAAGCGACACAACCUGGGAAUGAUAACAAUCGGAGAGGAUCUCCAGGGGGUCCUCCUGACCUUUGCUCGCAAUCUCUUCAUCAUCCAUCAAGAAAUAUCAGCACCUAAUAUGCAAGGCGAGACCAAUUUUAAGAUGGCAAUUCGAGAUAUUGAAGCAAUUCUAGGAGCUGCAGCAGGAAACAAACUGAGAUUGGAAGAAGAGCAACCUUGGGAAGCAGAUGCUCUGAAAGAAUAGUUAACAGAAAAUGUUCAAGUGCCUCAUUCCUUAUGCUUCUGGAAAUGCUUCCUCAUCUGUAAGAACAGGUUUGGUUUUCCUUCUGAGCUGGUGUGUGAAAUGCCAUUAACUGAGACAGAAAAUCUCUGUGCUUCCCUCCUGUGGCACUGGGAACAUCCCACCUUUCUUGCUGGAAAGCACAGGAUCAUCCUAACGCUCCUCAUGUCCCUGUUGUCAUUCCUGAAGUUCACACGUGGGUUAAAAAUCUUAUUAACGGGGUGGUGCUGCCUUUGUCACUGACUCAGAGCACAGAAAACAGCCCAAAUUCCCCUUCCAACAGGCUGAAAUAGCACUGAGAGGAGAGGAGCCCAGGGUUGGACCUGCCUGAGAGUCCAGAGGCCACCAGGAUGAGCAGGGGGAUGGAGCAGCUCUGCUGGGAGGAAAGGGGUUGGACUCGAUCUUGAGGGUCUCUUCCAACCUGUGCAAGGUUGGGAUUGUUCUCCUGGACAGGAGAAGCUUUGGGGGAGCUCAGUGUGGCUCUGAAGGGGCUGCAGGAAAGAUGGACAGAGACAGCUCAGCACCUGGGCUGCCAGGACAAGGGGCAAUGGCUUCAAACUGGAGGAGAUUGGGGUUAGUUGAGAAAUUGGGAAGGAAUUCAUCCCUGUGAGGGUGGGCAGCCCUGGCACAGGUGCCCAGAGCAGCUGGAGCUGCCCCUGGAUCCCUGGCAGUGCCCAAGGCCAGGCUGGACAGGGCUGGGAGCAGCUGGGAUGGUGGAAGGUGUCCCUGCCAUGGCAGGGGAGUUGGAUCUGGAUGAUUUUUAAGGUCCCUUCCAACCCAAACUAUCCCAUGGUUCUUUUGCCUAUAAAUGCUUUAAUUUAAACCCCACUUGAUCAGUAAUCCCAGCAACCCACAUGCCUCUGCAGAACCAUCUCUGUUCUUAUGCUGCUUCUUCCAUUAUCUAAAGACUCUUGCAGCAUUUCUUUUGUGGUAAUUUUCAAAUUAUCAAGAAGAACAGUACUAGCACUAAUUCAUCAAUAGAAUUCUCCUUGCACUGUGAUUCCCAGAAUUCCACGACUUCUGCAGGUCUGUCCAUCUGUAUUUUGGACACUGGUGACCCUUUUGGUCACAAUGGCUGUUGUUAAAAGAAUAACAUUAUAUUUGUAAUAUUAAUAUCCCAACAGACAACACAUUCCACAUUUUACUAAGGAAGAGCUGAUCUCAAUGCAUGGAGGCUGUUAUCCCUGUUAUCCUAGGAGUGGCAAGUAUCCUUGGGAUUACUUCCCAAAAAGCUCAGGCAAAAAAACAGUUUUAACACAAAUACUAAACAAGACCAGGCAGUUGCACAAGAUCAGCACCCAGUUUUUCUGAUAGCAAACCUUUGAUCCCUCAGCAUGAGACAUUAUUUUCUGUGGAGUUUUUUCCCCUUUUACUUUGGUCACAGAAUUAAUUCAUUUCAGAUUAAAACAUUUGCAUAAAUGCUGGUUACUUCUUCAAAUAAAAUCCACAGGAGUGUUUUUAA